Messenger RNA from Choloepus didactylus (southern two-toed sloth), 2219 nucleotides. Its product is annotated as myosin heavy chain IB-like. The coding region runs from base 1 to 783 and encodes 260 amino acids. The record is from RefSeq and is a predicted model, not a curated record. The transcript has 5 exons. NCBI's taxonomy places the organism in Eukaryota, Metazoa, Chordata, Mammalia, Pilosa, Megalonychidae.
AUGACGCCUAAAGGAAAAGGCAAAGAAGCAGCUCCUGGGACCCAAAGGGAGCUUCCUGUGGAGCUGCCCACAUGGCACGGGAGGGAGGGAGCCCGGCCGCAGCUGCAGCUGGUCCCGGCGGCGGAGCGGCGGCGGCGGGUUGGCCUGGGCAGCGGGCGCGGGGGCCUGGGCGGCGGGCGGCUGGGAACGGAGGCUGGGGGCGGGCGGCGGGCGGCCUCGGCCCCUCGCGGCGGUCAGGGAGGGCUGUGCCCCCGCUCCAGGGCAGUCCCGGGGAGGAUGCAGCCUGGGCCCCGGGGCGGGGUGGGCGGCGGCAGCUGCAGCGGUAGCCACUCCCCCGGGGCGCCUGCGGCCCUGCCGGCGGCCGCGUCGCUCCCGCUGCAGCUGCUCGCGGGACUCGCCAGGCCCUGCCCGCGGGGUCCCGGCUACUCACGCUCUGGUCCCGCCUGUGGCACCACUGGUGACCAUUCUCCGUGCAGCCCCGGAGGCUGCACACGGGCCCCCCCCAGGACACGCCCGCGGAGCUCAGGCCCUUUGGCCAUGGACGUGGAGACCACGCUGCGUGCCCGGCCGUGGCGAGGUGGGAAGAUGGCCUGGGUGCCCGAGAUGGACGAGGUGAUCGAGUCCGGGCUGGUGCACAUCUUCGCCGCCAGCCUCUUGGGCAGUGUGCAGGAUCUGGGCGCCGGUGCCUACAGCAUGAGCGAUGUGUUGGCAUUGCCCAUUUUCAAACGGGAAGAUUCCAGCCUUCCACUGGAUGGUGAAACUGAACACGCACCCUUUCAGUAGGUGAUGUGUGCUGCAACAUCACCAGCAAUAAAGCUGCAUGAUGAAACACUCAUUUCAGCCAAGGUCAGUCUUAGGAAAUUUGGAUGCUGGAUAAUGAAAAAGUGGUACAGUUCCCAGAAGCAGACUUUGUUGUCUUUUUACACUUAUGCAGUUUGGAAAUGAAUGUAAAGACUUACAGUGGGCACUUCUCUUUCUGUGCCCGUUUGGCUUUUAUUGUCUGAACUUCAUGCUGACUUGGGGCAGGGGUUGGGACAGCGCUACUGCAGAGCCCAAUGAGAUCUGUCUGUGGGGAGCUGCGCUGUGCUGAAGUGUCACACAGUGGUCAGGAAAGAGAGGCACUGCACCUUCUCGGAGGAAGGCAUGUCUACAGGUGCACAUCUGAUGCGAUCAUGCCAGUUGGGGGAAGAUCCAAGCCAGAAAGGCAGACCCCUUCCAUCUUCUCUCCAAAGUCAAGACCACAUCAUCUUCUGCUCGGAAGGCGCAGGUACUCCCUUUGACGUUAUUGCCUCUGAUCAACACAAGACAGCAGAGAGCACCUGAAAAGUCAUCCGCUUCCUGCCCUGCUCCCUUCCUCUCUGUCUCUGAAGUACCAAGGCCCUGGCAUGAGUCACUGGAGGGAACAGCAGAGGCGAAGGAGGCCCACCUGGAUCCUGAGAGGCCUGAGGGCAUGGGCUGAUAUUGGGGUGAGUUGGGCUGGGGGACAGGCUUUGGUUGGGACUUGUGAAUGCACCUUGGCCAAAAAGUAUUCAUGAAAAAUGUUAAAUGACACCAUGUAUCCCCAUGAACUCACCCUAUUUCACAUGAAAUGUUUCACAGCUUGGUGAGAAUUAAAGUUCUUUGUUGUGUUCAAAAUUGAAUGAGCUGCCAGUUGAGGAUCUAGACAAGCAUGAAAGGGAAAUUAAACUUCCAGCACAAAGAGAAACUGAUGUCACAAAACAGGGGAUAUUGUUCGUAAGAAAUGGGAAGUUGUAGCCUGGGGCAGUUUGCCUGUGGGCCCAAUUUGGUUGUGCUGAGAGGAGAUCCAUGGGCCCUAGGGGAAGUUCUGAACCCUAGAGGGCCAAGCGGUCCUUGGAGAGUCAGCUUGACCUGGAGAUGAAAUCCACAUCUGGAAUGCAUCACCACCCUCCUGAGAUAGUCAGUGAACCCAGAUGGGUGGGUUUGGCACAUAGGAGCAGAGAGGAGAGCAAAAAGGAGGGCGCCAUGUCAGAGGGCUCAUUCAUCAGCCAAUCUUUCCUAGGGGAAAGCAUAAGGAUGUAUCUCAUAUUUUAUAUUUACUAUCUCCAGUGUGAAUACACACACAUGCACACAUAUAAUGAUGCCUUUUUUAUUUUGUGGCUCCUGUCAAUUUCCUUUGCAAUUAAUGUUAUGUCUAUGUAUGUAUAUUACAUUGCUAUAAUAAAAUGGUGCAGUAAAAAUAACAUUUUUAUAAGUCUGAA